AUGUCGGUCUCCAGGAGUAUUCCUGCAAAUGAAGUUGUCCGUUGCCAUCGUCCUCUUGUGUUCCUUGCUGAAUGGGACUCAAGGAGUGUGGACACCAGCCCUGGUACCACCUUCCAGUGGCAGCUCGGGGGAGGUCAGAUAAACCUCAAUGUCAACGCUGCUGUCUACGACAUCGAUCUGACAGAGGCUAAAGACUCCGACAUCAGCACCUUGCACAGUCGGGGUCGCAAGGUUAUCUGCUAUUUCUCAGCGGGAACCUGGGAAGAUUACCGCCAUGACGUCAGCGGUCUUCCACAAUCUGUCCUCGGCAACCGACUGGAGAACUGGCCCCAUGAGCGGUACUGGGACAUUCGAGCCCAGGCAGUGCGUGACGUCAUCAGAGGCCGGCUGGACCUGGCCAAGCAGCGAGGCUGCGAUGCCGUGGAUCCGGACAACGUCGACAGUUAUGCCAACAACAACGGCCUGCGGCUGACACGGACAGACCAGCUGUUCUUCAACAAAUGGCUGGCUGGGGAGGCUCACACUCGCGGACUGUCCGUGGGGCUCAAGAACGCCGUGGACUUGGUCCAGGAACUGGAGCCGAGCUUUGACUGGGCUCUCAACGAGGGGUGCGUCCACUACAACGAGUGUGGAGUUUACCAGGCCUUCCUGUCUCACAACAAGGCAGUGUUCCACGUGGAGUACGUGGACAACCACAACCAAGGAGCCAGUAAGCGAACCAGCGUCUGCAACAGUCCUCACCGUCCUGUCGGGUUCACCUCCCUCAUCAAGGACUGGGACCUCACUGACUGGUACAUCGCCUGCUGACUGCCAUGAACUUUGGCCGACAUCCAGCUACACGUGUUAACCUUCUGACAUGAUAAUAAAAAUGAUGAGCAAA
Molecule: messenger RNA, 880 nt
Organism: Pomacea canaliculata
Lineage: Eukaryota; Metazoa; Mollusca; Gastropoda; Architaenioglossa; Ampullariidae
Exons: 5
Coding region: 1-807 (268 amino acids)
Source: RefSeq, a predicted model, not a curated record